AGAAAGGGCCCCGAAGGCGGCGGCGGCGGCACAAAAUGGCGACGACGGCGGCGGCGGCGGCGGCGGCGGGAGCUCCCGGCCCAGCAGCGCCCACCGCGGCGGCCGGCGCCCCCGGCUCGGGGGGAGCCGCGCCCGGGUCGCAGGGGGUGCUGAUCGGGGACAAGCUGUACUCAGGAGUGCUCAUCACCCUGGAGAACUGCCUGCUGCCCGACGACAAACUGCGCUUCACACCGUCCAUGUCGAGCGGCCUGGACACUGACACCGAGACUGGUCUUCGCGUGGUGGGCUGCGAACUCAUCCAGGCGGCCGGAAUCCUUCUGCGCCUGCCGCAGGUGGCCAUGGCUACGGGGCAGGUGCUGUUCCAGCGGUUCUUUUACACCAAGUCCUUCGUGAAGCAUUCCAUGGAGCAUGUGUCCAUGGCUUGUGUGCACUUGGCCUCCAAAAUUGAAGAAGCUCCAAGAAGAAUCCGGGAUGUCAUCAAUGUAUUUCAUCGCCUUCGACAUCUGAGAGAGAAAAAAAAGCCUGUUCCUCUGCUGCUGGACCAGGACUACGUUAAUUUAAAAAACCAGAUCAUUAAGGCGGAAAGACGUGUUCUGAAGGAGCUAGGCUUCUGUGUCCACGUAAAGCACCCUCACAAGAUAAUCGUUAUGUACCUUCAGGUGUUAGAGUGUGAGCGUGACCAACACCUGGUCCAGACUGCAUGGGUAGCCUCUGAGGGUAAGUGACUAAGACUUCUCCUCUGCUGUCCAAGCGCUUUGGUGCAGGGACAGCGGCCGUCUUCAGCCAAUCCAGUGCAGGCUCUCCACCGAAGGCUGGCUCUAGACUGGUGGUAUGCGUACGAUAGUAUAGUCAUGGCCGACUGCUGCUUGUGGUUCUUUGACGAUUGUGCUUCUUGUUAAUCCUGUCGUGCUUUGGUAAUUGUAUCAAUUAGAGUUGAUAACUGUCUUGACUUGAAUUUUGUCCCUAAAUUGCUGUAUUUGUAUCAUAAAGAUGCAAUACCUUUCUCUAAAAGUUCUAUGGAAAACUGUAAGAACGGAGGUGAAAAGUUGGCUGAUGGGAAUUGAAGCCAUCAGUACAAGAUUCUUUCAUUAUUUGUUGGAGUCCUGUAGUUGCUCUUCUCAGCAGCUAAGUGUGGGACUCGUCCCAGGAAAGGUGUGCAUCUUUAAAUUACUCUUUGGAUACUUUUGAAUACAUUGUAAUUUAUUUUAAAUAGAGCAAUAAGUUUAAGUAUAUGUUCUGAAGAUUUCAUUUGUCUAUAGAAUUUAAUGGAUUAGUAUCAUUUUUUGAGUACUGAAUAUUCGUAUUAGAAACACAAAGUUACUGAUGGCUGUAUUAUCAAUGUUUGAGCUGUUCAUCUGCAAAGUCACUUCUGGGAUAAGUCACUGUACUGCCACCACACUGGCUUGCAGAGCCAGCUGCCUCUCGGACACCUGUAGAAUUUAUUAUUUAGAAUGUCUGAGUGUGUUUGAGUGUGACCUUCUCCAGGGUUGGGGUAACUACACUCCGAUUCUAGGGGAUGGGAUGCCAUUGUUUGGGUGGUUGGGCAGUGAGUGAGUAUAUAACUUCUCCGGUUGUUUUCUAACAGAAUUACUUGUUUUUACAAUGUUUACAAAUCUAGUAAGAGGCCUAGGUUUAGCUUAUAUAUCUUAGAGAAAUAUAUCUCAAGGAAAGUGUUUUAAUGUAAUGUUUUUACAACUGCAGUUUUGUACUUGUCUUCUAAAAUAUGAUAAAGUUUAUAAAUGUACUUAUGUGAUGCAACUUCUAGUGUCUUGUUGCUUCUGAUUUUAUGGAUGUUCAUUUUAAGACUCCUUGUUGAAAUGGGACAGUUUGGAAUGUUCUUUGAUUAGCCUGAGAAGAGGACUCCUGACUGACUCCUUGGGCACUGGCCUUCCGCGUGACGGUCCCUUGCACCCGAACUGCACCCAGGGGCCUGUCCCUUUCCAAGUGGACUCCCUAGCAGAAGCUGUGGCCCAGGCAUCUGGAGAAGGACCAGGCCACAAGUGCUACACAGAAGAGGAUCACGGGAGGACAGCUUGUCUUGGCCGCAAGCCUUCCCACUCAGCCCGUUUAUUUGAGUUUGCAUGUUUCUCUGCACUCUGGAUUUUGAGCAUUUAGAUUUCUUUAACCAAGUACAUUUUAACCACUAAGUAGCAUUUUCUUUUGGAGGCAUUGUGCUUUGCAUGAUGGCAAGCUAAAAGUCGAGGGAAAAGUAAAGUUAAAGUUGGUUCUCGUUCAUAGCAACACGUUAUUAUCUGACAUUCAGCCAGUUUUGUCCCCAUUCUUCCCCCAGUGAUUUCUCUUUCUUAUGUUCAGAAAACGCAGCUAGAAUCUCCUUACCUCCUGGGCUUCCUAGUACUGCUAGUGCUCAGCCCUAGCGGUAGAACAUGUUAGAGUAGCAGUGGCCCUAGGGGACAUGG
Messenger RNA from Octodon degus (degu), 2417 nucleotides. It is a transcript of the gene Ccnl2, whose product is annotated as cyclin L2. The coding region runs from base 36 to 725 and encodes 229 amino acids. Gene Ontology annotation, cellular component: nucleus. NCBI's taxonomy places the organism in Eukaryota, Metazoa, Chordata, Mammalia, Rodentia, Octodontidae. The record is from RefSeq and is a predicted model, not a curated record. The transcript is spliced from 6 exons. Gene Ontology annotation, molecular function: cyclin-dependent protein serine/threonine kinase regulator activity. Gene Ontology annotation, biological process: regulation of transcription by RNA polymerase II.